AUGGAGCUCGCCGCGCUGCUCCUGCUCCUCCCCUUCCUCCUCGCCGGCCUCCUCUGCCUCGGGAAGAAGGACGGCGGGGUCGAUGCGCGGCGCCUCCCUCCGGCUCCUUGCGGCCUGCCCGUCAUCGGCAACCUGCACCAGGUGGGCGCGCUCCCACACCGCGCCCUGCGCGCGCUCGCCGCCGCCCACGGCGCGCCCGACCUCCUGCGGCUCCGCCUCGGCCAGGUCCCCGCGCUGGUCGCCUCCUCCCCGGCCGCGGCCGCCGAGCUCAUGCGGGCGCACGACCACGCCUUCGCCACGCGCCCCUACUUCCGCACCGCCGAGAUCCUCACCUACGGCUUCCGGGACCUCGUCUUCGCGCCCCACGGCGAGCACUGGCGCCACGUCCGCCGGCUCUGCUCCGAGCACGUCCUCAGCGCCGCCCGGUCGCGCCGCCACAGCGCCAUGCGAGAGCGGGAGGUGGCCGCCCUCGUCCAGGCCGUCGCCGACCGCGCCGCUUCUUCUUCUUCUUCCGCCGCCGCCGUGGUCGACGUGAGCGGGGCGCUGUACCGGUUCGCGAACGACGUGAUCUGCCGGGUGGUCUCGGGGGCUAGGCUGUCGAGAGAGGAGGAGGGAGGAGGAGGGAGGAGCGAGCUGUUCAGGGAGCUGAUCGAGGAGAACACGGCGCUGCUGGGCGGGUUCUGCGUCGGCGACUACUUCCCGGCGCUGGCGUGGGCGGACGCGCUGCUGUCCGGCGGCGGCGCGAGGGCGUGGAGGAACUUCAGGCGGUGGGACGAGCUGCUGGAAAAGGUGGUCGUUGAACACGAGGGGGCGAGGAGCGGUGCCGGCAUGGAGGAGGAGGAGGACUUCGUGGACGUGCUGCUGGCACUGCGGGAGGACGGGCACGGGCACGGGCAGGACGGGUUCGAGCUGAGCAGGGACAUCAUCAAGUCGCUAUUGGCGGACAUGUUCGCGGCGGGAACGGAAACGACAUACAUCGCGCUGGAAUGGGCCAUGUCGGAGCUGAUGAGGAACCCCGCGGCGAUGCGGAGGCUACAGCAGGAGGUGCGCAGCGCCGCCGCCGCCGCAUCGGCCGGCGGCAUCGCCAAGGCCGACGCGCUCGGCGCGGCCACGGCGCCCUACCUGAAGGCGGUCGUGAAGGAGACGCUCCGCCUCCACCCGCCGGUGCCGCUGCUCCUGCCCCGCGACUGCAUGCAGGACGCCGCCGUGCUGGGCUACCACGUCGCCGAGGGCACGCGGGUGUUCGUCAACGCCUGGGCCAUCAACCGCGACCCAGGCUCCUGGCACGCGCCCGAAGAAUUCCUCCCCGAAAGGUUCUUGGAGAGCGAGGUGGACUUCAGGGGCGGGCACUUCGAGUUCAUACCCUUCGGGGCCGGGCGGAGGAUCUGCCCCGGGAUGCAGUUCGGGCUGGCGACCGUGGAGCUCGCGCUCGCCAACCUGGUGCGCCUGUUCGACUGGGAGCUGCCGGACGGCAUGGCGCCGGAGGAGCUCGACAUGUCGGACGCGCCCGGGCUGACCACGCCAAGGCGGGUGGGCCUCCGGCUCGUCGCGAGGCCCGUUCGAGUGGGAUCAUGA
Triticum turgidum subsp. durum (durum wheat) is the source of this 1575-nucleotide messenger RNA. Lineage: Eukaryota; Viridiplantae; Streptophyta; Magnoliopsida; Poales; Poaceae. The record is from the annotation of a GenBank genome assembly.